ACGCUUGAGUCUACCAUAUUGCGGCCCAUCUGUUUUCAUAUCGAACUAUAGAUCUCGCACUCAUUCUCUUUGUCUUUCUUCUUCAUAUCUUGAAUAUGGCGUCAGGUGGAGUUCGAAGAUGGCAGCAGUUUUUCCAGGAGCUGGUGAUGAUAGCCGGCACAUCGGCCUCUGCUUAUUUUCUCGUCCGACACUUACUAUCGCGCAUUGACCAAGAUCCUGAAAACCAGAAGAAGGAAGAACAGAGGAAGAAAUCCGCAGCUAUUCUGCGAAGACUCGAUGGCCCCGACUCCGACUCCGAUUCCCCCAACCGAGGCGGUUCGCGCCGACGACGGAAACAGAAGAGAGAAGAGUUGGUGUUGAAUCAAUACGAACAAGCUAUUGCAAUGGAUGUUGUUGCUCCGGAAGAUAUCGCAGUGUCAUUCGAGGACAUAGGAGGACUCGAUGAUAUCAUUGAAGAGUUGAAAGAGUCCGUGAUCUAUCCAUUAACCAUGCCUCAUCUAUAUGCCUCAACAUCGUCGCUGCUCUCCGCCCCAUCCGGUGUUCUGCUCUACGGCCCUCCGGGCUGCGGUAAGACAAUGCUCGCCAAAGCGUUGGCGCACGAAAGCGGGGCUUGUUUUAUCAAUUUACACAUUUCCACCUUGACCGAAAAGUGGUACGGCGAUUCCAACAAAUUAGUCAAUGCUGUCUUCUCACUGGCUAGAAAGCUACAACCAUCCAUAGUCUUUAUCGACGAAAUUGAUGCAGUCCUGGGUACGCGGCGGAGCGGUGAACAUGAAGCUAGCGGAAUGGUUAAGGCCGAGUUUAUGACACAUUGGGACGGACUGACGUCCACAAACUCCCUGGGGGAGCCACAGCGGGUUGUAGUGCUGGGUGCUACGAACCGGAUUCAAGAUAUUGAUGAGGCCAUUCUGCGACGUAUGCCUAAGAAGUUCCCUGUUAGCCUCCCUCCAGCUGCACAGAGGCUUCGCAUUCUCGCCCUUGUCUUGAAGGAUACUAAGAUUGACCGCGCGAACUUCGAUCUUGAGUAUCUUGUCAGCGCCAUGGCAGGAAUGUCAGGUAGCGAUAUUAAGGAAGCCUGUCGAGACGCGGCAAUGGUUCCUAUGCGUGAACUCAUUCGAGAGAAGAAAGCGGCUGGCAUCCACAUGACGACAGUUGAGCCCAAAGAAGUACGCGGGCUGCGCACAGAAGAUUUCUAUAACCGUGCCGGUAGCGGAUUGAAGGUUAUCCCUAAACCACCAACUGCGCCGAGGCGCGAGGGCAAAGUUGUCAGUGAAAAGGAUGAGAAGGAAUGGGCAACUGAUUCUGAGGGAGUAGAAGAGGAGGUGCAGCCACAAGCUACGAUACCAACUACGAUUUCCGAGCCGCAUGAGUAGUGGAGACGUGCGAAUUAAUGUAUCACUGCUCUUCCCUCUAUUAUAUGGCUGUGUUAGGCAUGCCACACUAGCAUGCAGGGCGUUCUGGAUAUAAAUUUCUUGUAUACAUAUCUAUUGCCUGAUUUAUUUGCUGGACCGUAAGACACAUGUCUCUCAGCUCAAUUU
Messenger RNA from Talaromyces stipitatus ATCC 10500, 1538 nucleotides. Its product is annotated as membrane-spanning ATPase, putative. The coding region runs from base 96 to 1373 and encodes 425 amino acids. The record is from RefSeq and is a predicted model, not a curated record. NCBI's taxonomy places the organism in Eukaryota, Fungi, Ascomycota, Eurotiomycetes, Eurotiales, Trichocomaceae. Gene Ontology annotation, cellular component: mitochondrial outer membrane. Gene Ontology annotation, molecular function: ATP hydrolysis activity; ATP binding. The transcript is spliced from 2 exons.